Molecule: messenger RNA, 1757 nt
Organism: Panicum virgatum (switchgrass)
Lineage: Eukaryota; Viridiplantae; Streptophyta; Magnoliopsida; Poales; Poaceae
Exons: 3
Coding region: 31-654 (207 amino acids)
Source: RefSeq, a predicted model, not a curated record
GUGUGCCUGCCGCCGCCGCCGUGUCCAUCAAUGCUGACUGCUGGGGCGCGCGCCCGGAGCUAUCACGGAGAGCAACCGAGCAAGACUGCAAGAGGCGAAUUGCGAUUCGUUGCCCCACGUGUCAGCGAGGGAAUCUCUUCGAUCUCUUCUGCUCUUGUCAAGCCGAUCCGACGGCCCAGAUUGCAACAGACGGGCUGUUUCUCCUACUUUUGGCCCAUCCGAAGUCGGCCUUUUGAGCUUGUAGUCCAAUCGACGGUGGACGGCUCCGCUCCUCCGUCCUCCCGGUGGUCUCCUCGCUUCCUCCGUCUCCCGUGCCAGAGUCGAAUCCCCUCCGGGCUCCGGCCACCGAGCGCACUCUACUCCUUUACUGCGAAAAGCGCCGCCAGGAAUUCCUCCAGUAUUGGAGCCAUCGCUGUGCUUCCCUCUGCUGGACCGGCGUCUAGCGGAGAUCCAGCUCGCAUUCACAUCAGGACAGGCAAUGUCACGGGUGAUCACAAAGUUCGUUGUUACAUCCAUGGUGAUGUGGAUGGCCCCAGCUGCGAUGAUGUAUCGGUUCUACUACCAGGUGUUUCCAGGUGCGAGCGAGCCAGAUGUCAUCCUCCGCUCAGACACUCGCUAGUGGAUUCAUUGCUGUUAUAUCAGUCAAUCUCGUGAUCGGCCUUCUCAUAUUCAUGGCGAUGAAGGAGACUCCACACCAGGAGCCAUGGCCAGAUCCCACCUUUCUGGCGAACGCCAAAGCCAGUAUCAACCAGCCAGCAUCUUCUCAAGUGAGUGUUGAUUCCAAGGGGAAGGGGAAGGGGAAGGGGAAGGGGAAGGUUGAGUAAGCUGUAGUGCAUGUUGGCACAGGUCUUGUGUAUGUUGGCACAUCUUUUUCAGGGUGGAUAGUGACUAUUCUUGUAGACAGAUAAAUAGAGUUCGAGGGAUAAAAUGUGCCCCCGUUUAUUCUGCGUUGCAUUAGGAUUUAGGACCAAGCCACCAUUCAGUUUUCAGCAGAUUUCACCGUACAGGAAACACAUCUGCUCUAGACACCCAACAGCAGCUAGAGAAGGAUAUUUACAGACUAGUAGAAGAGUUAAUCGUUGAUUGGACUACAAGCAAAAGUACAGAGCACCCCACCUGCUUGUGUUGCCCAGGAUAUGAUCAUAUCCAGAACUACAAACUCGAGUGAAGAUAGAUGUUGCUGGGAUUAAUCUUGCCAUGUAGGGUAUACAUGAGCAACCCUAUGCCAUGUUUAAUGCGCAUUUCAGAUGAAUCUUAGUUUUAUUGUGGUGUUGUAGUGGGUGAAGCUGGGAGAAUAGCAAGACAUGUCGUUGUUGCUCAGUGUGUGCCGCUGCAUACUUGCACAAUGAGAAGGCCCUACCAUAUAUAGUAGAUAGUGCUUGAGCAGUGGUACUGGUACAUCACCUCCACAAACGCUGCGCACUGGAAUCGUCAGGUCCAGCUUUGGUGGGAUUACGAGGUAUUGGGAAAUCUGCACAUGUUGCAACUAACUGUGAGAUGCCGAUACAUGCCUGCAUGUACUGGAUUUCGAGGAGGCACUGCACGGAGAAGCUGUGCUUCGGAGAUUUACCUUGUUAAUGGUAGACAGUAGUCAUGUUUAGUUGAUAUAUGAACAGAAGUGGGAUAGAUCCAUGUUAUUUGAAUUGUAUUUGCUUCAAAUUUUUUUUCUUGUCAUGUGAGGAAUGUUGUGAGAGCAGACCAAUUGGAACAUAUAGCUUGCAUGUAUUCUUCCCUACAAGAGAUCUUCUCUUGGCAAA